This is a messenger RNA of Coccidioides posadasii C735 delta SOWgp, 795 nucleotides long. NCBI's taxonomy places the organism in Eukaryota, Fungi, Ascomycota, Eurotiomycetes, Onygenales, Onygenaceae. The record is from RefSeq and is a predicted model, not a curated record.
GAUCAACUGCAACAUUACUGCCAUUACUGCCUUAUGUGCGGAGUACAUUCUUGACUUCAUCCAGCUUCUCAUAAGCUGGACACUCUCAUACCUAAAUGGUUUGCCCUGCGUACAUGUCCCUAUUGUCCAAGAUUCCACCAUGAUUCGAAUACACGCUUCAAUCCGAAGCGCUCGUUCGAAAUUCCCAAGGCAUCUGAUAACAGCCCCAGCUCCUACUCUCUCACCGACACUCCCACACAGCAUGUUCCCCAGACCCCCAUGAAGAUUUCUUCCGCUACACCACGGGCCGCUGGCUCUGGAAUGAGGAAGAGCAGCUCCGCAAGCGCUAUCGACGCUUUAAUGUCGAAGAACUUCAGAAUGCCGCUGCCAGGGCGCUGGGAGGCACAUCCAGAUGCAUCUAAUAAGAACCUCGAGACCAAUUUGCACAAAACGUUUCAAUUGCAAAUGGAUGAUGGGAGGGUCGUUAUGGCGAGAAUUCCUCAUCCCAAUGCGGGUCCUGCUACGUACGCGACAGCGUCAGACGUGGCGGUGAUGGAGUUUACGAGGACCGUGCUGGAUAUGCCUGUUCCGAAGGUUUUGGAUUGGAACGCGUCGGUGGCCGAGAACCCCGUGGAAGCGGAGUAUGUUCUCACCGAGGCGCCGUCGGAAACCCCUCUGGGAGACUUAUGGUCCAGGAUGAAGCCGUCAGAGAAGAAGAGCAUUAUCGAAGAGGUUGUGGAGUUGGAGCAGAAGCUGCUUUCCGCCGAGCUUAACCUGAUCUAUCUACUUUGCGGACAACGGCUUUGCGGGCUGUAA